Messenger RNA from Arachis stenosperma, 948 nucleotides. Its product is annotated as serine/threonine-protein phosphatase 7 long form homolog. The record is from RefSeq and is a predicted model, not a curated record. The coding region runs from base 1 to 948 and encodes 315 amino acids. The transcript is spliced from 4 exons. NCBI's taxonomy places the organism in Eukaryota, Viridiplantae, Streptophyta, Magnoliopsida, Fabales, Fabaceae.
AUGAUUCUUGGUCUUCCGACGGACGGCCUUCCAGUCACAGGGAUGACUAUCAGCAGUGUUGAGGCCUUAGAGGUAGAGUGUCUGCACCAAUUUGGGGAUGCACCGAGAAAGCCAGAAUGUAGAGGAAGCGGUAUAAAGCUUACGUGGCUACGGGAUCUAAAAGAAAGAUUACAGUUACAGUUGGAUAAUGAAGAAAGUAAACAGAGUAUUGUACAGUUCAGUUGGGAUUCGGCUUGUCUGGCACAUCUGUACAGGGCGUUGUGCAAGGCAUCUCGUUAUGACUGUAAGGAGAUUGACGAAUGCAGUUCUGUUAAUGAAUUAAGCGAUAUUAGGUGGCAUAACUGGGAACGUGGAGACCGACGCUUUAGGUUUACAAAACUUGCUCACUUUAGGAAGGCUUUUGAUGAUCUGCAGGAAGGCCAGUUUGUGUGGGUUGCUUAUGCUGUGGAUCACAUGGAUCCGGACGUAAUUCCUGCAGACAUCUACAUGCACUCGGUUGUGUGGAGUGCGACGGUGCCUUUGGUAUCUUUUGAAUGUAUUGAGUGGCAUGCAACCGAUCGGUUUAGGCGACAGUUUGGUUUCAUGCAGGGAGUUCCUCAUCAGGAACGGAAUCUAGACAAGGCACACGGUGAAGUCUUGACUGGUCCUAAGAAUCUUAAUUGGGCAACAGCCACGAGUCAUUCAUUUUGGGUGAUGCAAUGGACGAACAGGUAUAAUCACAUUUUGACUGAGCUUGAUGGUCCACAGCAUCCGUUAGAUAUUUACAUGCACUGGUACCGUACAAAAUAUGGCCGUCAUUUGAACUUGUCCGAUCUUGUGGUUCAAGAGAAUGUCGAGGGUGAACAGGGUAUGGAUGAUGUGGUUCAAGAGAAUGAAGAGGCUGAGGACGAGGAGCCACAAGAGCAGCAACCUCCACCUCUACCUCCGCCUCCAGCUGUACAGGAAUAA